AUGUGCAGGGCCGCAGCGAGGCAGGGCGCGGAUUUCAUCGAGUGCGACGUGGUGGUGACGGCAGACCUGACGUUGAUAUGUCGCCACGAGCCAGUGCUCGACUUCACCUCGAACGCAGCGGACGUCCCGCACAUCGCAGCGCGGGCCCGCGAUGCCGAGAUUGACGGGGAGCGAGUGCACGGAGUCCUCGCGUCCGACCUCACGAGCGAGGACAUCAGGGCCCUGCGCGCCCGGCAAAGGUUUGCGUUCCGGCCCUUGCGCUGGGACGAUCAGUUCCGCGUGGCGACGUUCGCGGAGUACCUCGAGGUGGCGAGGAACGCGACCCGCGAGCUGGGGCGCCCCGUCGGCGUGGCGCCGGAGCUGAAGCACCCCGCGUGGCACAACGCGCUGCCGGCGUUGCAGGAUGCCGGCGCGACGAUUGAGGGACUGUUCCUGGACGCGCUGCGCAAGGGUGGCUUCGGGGAGCACGCCUACGGGACGGAGGGGUGGCGGCGACGACCGGCGCUGGUCCAGUGCACCGAACCAGAGUCCCUGCGGCGACUGAAAGCAAUGAGCCAGGUUCCUGGUGUGCAGCUGGCGGAUCGAGGCAACGCUUCUGCGAAGAUGUUAACGGACGCGGGGCUGCGAGACGUGGCCAAGUACGCGAUCGUGCUCUCCCCGGACAAGACGCUGCUCGUGGAGUCCGACGGGGGCGGGCGCGGCGCGGACGACCUCGGACACGAACACGUCACGGGCAUCAGUGACCUGACCCAGCGCGCACACGCGGCGGGGCUGCUGGUCGUUCCCUGGACGUUCCGCAACGAGAGGGAGUUCACGCCGAUCACAUGGCAGCACGAUCCGUGGAUGGAGUUGGCGAUGUUCUACGAGGUGCUGGGCGUCGACGGAGCGUUCACGGACUUCCCCGGGACACACACGCGCUUCGUCGACAGGACCUGGGGCGAGGCGCUGGGGCCCAGGGCCCAGCGCAUGCCCUCGAACCGCCUGGCAGCGUGGCUCCCGUGGGCGGAUGCCGGAGCUGCGCACGACCCCACUUGA
Messenger RNA from Pedinophyceae sp. YPF-701, 1035 nucleotides. The record is from the annotation of a GenBank genome assembly. NCBI's taxonomy places the organism in Eukaryota, Viridiplantae, Chlorophyta, Pedinophyceae.